Messenger RNA from Closterium sp. Naga37s-1, 747 nucleotides. NCBI's taxonomy places the organism in Eukaryota, Viridiplantae, Streptophyta, Zygnematophyceae, Desmidiales, Closteriaceae. The record is from the annotation of a GenBank genome assembly.
AUGCGCCAUCGAUCGUCGCCAGCGCCAGCCUGUCCACGCCCCAUACUCACCCCACUCUCGCCACCCGCUGCCCAGACCCCGCCGCCCGAACGCUCCCCGCCGUCCGUACGCACCCUCGUCGCCCCCCCCCCCACUACCAUGCCUGCCUGCUUCUGUGUUUGCGCGAUAGUGGAAGGGGUGGGAAGGGAGGCGGGGAAAAUGGAGGUGGCGGCUCAGGGGGGAGGCUAUGGGGGCCCUUGUCCUGCCCCGUUCUACCUGUGCUGCCCCGUUGUGCCUGUGUUGCCCCGUUCUGCCUGUGUUGUCCCAUUCAGCCCGUGUCCUGCCCCGUUCAGCCCGUGUCCUGCCCCGUUCAGCCCGUGUUGCCCCGUUCAGCCCGCGUCCUGCCCCGUUCUGCCCGUGUUGCCCCGUUCUACCCGUGCUGCCCCGUUCUGCCCGUUUGUGCCCUACCCGUGUUGUCCGUACCCAUUCGUGCCCCACCCGUGCUAUCAGUUCUCGCUCGUGCCCCACCCGGUCUGUGCUGCCUGGUCUCGUGCUGCCCGUCACCCUCGUGCGGCCCGUGCCGUACAGCACCUAGUUGCCACCCGCACCUGCUACCUGUACCCGUACUCCUCGCACACCGUGCACCUGCUGCGGGGCGUUCAACUGCAGCCGAGCACCUGUUCCACCGCGGUGGUUCAGAUGCUGCUUGGUGGUUGCUGCUUGUCAGCUUCAGAGGGGGCCCCUUGCUGGUGUUCCGACACCCUGUAA